Messenger RNA from Eruca vesicaria subsp. sativa (arugula), 270 nucleotides. Lineage: Eukaryota; Viridiplantae; Streptophyta; Magnoliopsida; Brassicales; Brassicaceae. The record is from the annotation of a GenBank genome assembly.
AUGGAGUUUACACAGGUUUGUAUAAUGUGUUUGGUGCCGCUGUUCCUCGUCCCGCUCAUCAAUCUACUUCCUCGUAUCAUCGAUUUCUUAAUGGCCAAAGUGUAUGCAUGGCUCGGAUGGGAGUACAGGAAGCCAGCGAGAGUUCCUCCAGCUUGUCCUUUUAAGCCUAACGACAACAACUCCACCAAAGUGACUGCUGAAGCUGGAAGUGAAGGUAGAGGAGAAACAAUAGCUAAACCGGAGGAGAGUGGUGGGGUUAAGCAGGAUUGA